This is a messenger RNA of Styela clava, 5511 nucleotides long. RefSeq lists its product as uncharacterized. Gene Ontology annotation, molecular function: calcium ion binding; scavenger receptor activity. Lineage: Eukaryota; Metazoa; Chordata; Ascidiacea; Stolidobranchia; Styelidae. The record is from RefSeq and is a predicted model, not a curated record.
UUAUAUUUUACACAGAGUAUCAAAUAGUUAGGGUAUAUCGAAAGAACAUGGCAAAGAUGAUAAGCCUUUCGAUCUAUGCUAUUUUAUUUGUAAUUAUCGGUGUCAACUCACAAUAUUGGGGGUAUCAUGACCUCAGUCCUUACGGCGACGAGGAACAGUGUGGUCCAGAUGUUUCUUUACAAAACGUUGCUGGCGAAAGAGAAAGAGAUGACAAUGCAUUGGCAGAUACGUAUCUGCCUUUGAUUGGGAAAAAGCAAAAGGUUGACGAACCUGUUCGACCACAACUUCGUCGGCCAUCUGAACCUGUAGUAAUUGUUCCAUUGCCACAACGUAGACGCGAAGGAAGAUUUUAUGUUCAAGUUUCAAAUACAAACGGGCAGGUACGAGCGCAACCAAGAAGAUCUAAGAGACGAGCAACAGAUUUGAACGAAUGUGCCACAAAUAAUGGCGGAUGCAGUCAGAUAUGCUGUAAUUCAUUUGGUGGAUUUCGAUGUAAGUGCAGAGAAGGAUUCACAAUGGAUUCAAAUGGAAAGAAUUGUAUCGAUAACAACGAAUGUUUACGACACAACGGUGGUUGUUCUCAACUCUGUGUAAACAUACAAGGCGGAUUUUACUGUCAAUGCCAGGAAGGAUACAAAUUACACACAGAUGAAAGAACGUGCAUUCCCAUAAAGAAUUGCCUCGUUAGGAAUGGAGGAUGUGCACAUAUAUGUGAAACCCAAGGCAAAAGCAGAUAUUUUUGUAAAUGUGAACCUGGAUACAUUUUGAAUACAAAUGGAAAAGAUUGUGACAAGAUCGACCCGUGCGCUGACAACAACGGUGGAUGUGCCCACAAAUGUUUGGCGGUCGGUAUACGCGCGCAAUGUUCGUGCUUCGAGGGAUACCGUCUCACAGCUAAUAAUAGAUCAUGCGUCGAUAUUGAUGAAUGCGCAGUGAACAAUGGAGGAUGUUCUCACAUUUGUCUAAAUACGCAGGGGUCAUAUGCCUGCAGAUGUAAUCCAGGUUAUGAACUUGGUUCCGAUGGAAAGAAAUGCUACCGUAUCGAAAUGACAGUUAUAGAAUCUUGCUACAACAAUGACAAUGGAGGGUGUAUGCACAUAUGUAAUGCACAUGAAUCCGGACCAGUUUGCUCUUGUAAACCCGGUUACGAACUUGAAGUGGACGGAAAGAGCUGCAGAGACACCGAUGAAUGCAGAGAUGGUAGUAAAUGCUGUCAACAAUCAUGCAACAAUAUUCCUGGUGGUUACGAAUGUAGUUGCUUCGUCGGAUUUCAAAAAGAUCCAAAUAACGGAUGUGGAUGUAUCGAUAUUAACGAGUGCUCUAGUGACAAUGGUGGUUGUGAUCAGGGAUGCGUGAAUAGUAAAGGAUCAUACCAAUGUACAUGCGGAGGAGGAUAUAUAUUGCGUGGAGACGGUCGCACUUGUAUAGAAAUUGAACGGACAUUCCUUGCACCUCCAAAACAACCAGUUUUGAAUAUUGCUCGUCGGCCAGUCAUCUUACUUCAGCCAGAACCAAAACCAGUACGCCUAUUACCAGAAGAAGAUUCGCUUGGAGAACUUGGCGCGUUCGGAAUGAUAAUCAGGUGUGAACCAGGUCGGUUUGGAGCUGACUGCAAUUACAAUUGUGGAAAUUGUUCACAUGGAACAUGCAAACACGAUCUUAGUGGAUGUGACUGUGCUCCUGGCUAUGAAGGAAUAGUUUGCAGCGAAACUUGCAGCGGAAACAAAUACGGCCAAGACUGCGCACAAACAUGUCAAUGUCAGAACGAUGGAGAAUGCGACCCAGUGACUGGAUCAUGUACUUGCCCACCAGACGUGAAAGGAGAAUUUUGUGAAGACGGCUGCCCGAAAGGAUUUUUUGGACCUUCUUGCGACAGACGAUGCAAUUGCCACCAAGGGAGAUGCAGACGAUUGACUGGCGCUUGUUUCUGUGAUCCGGGUCGUUAUGGAAAAAGAUGUCACAGACCUUGUCCUCGAUGGUCACAUGGACCUGGAUGUAUCUAUCAAUGUGAAUGUAGCAAGAAAUACAGCAUAGGAUGCAGCGAGAAAAACGGACAAUGCAAAUGUAAGCCGGGUUAUACAGGACCAACAUGCGAAGAAGAAUGUAGACCAGGGUUUUUCGGCUCAAAAUGUCUGCAAAAAUGUGCAUGUGUGGAAGGUAUUGCCUGCGAUCAUGUGACUGGCAUCUGUCAACGUGAAUGUCCGGAAGGUUUCAAAGGGGCCGACUGCACACAACCUUGCUAUGCUGGUACUUGGGGACGAAAUUGUUUGGAAAUUUGUAACUGCGCAGAUGGAGGCGAAUGCGAUACUAUCACAGGAAAAUGUCAAUGCCAAAAUGGAAAAACAGGACAUCAUUGUGACGAAGAUUGUCCCGAUGGUACGUGGGGACCAAACUGCGCCAAUGCUUGUAGAAAAUGCUUCAACAACGGGCAAUGUAACAAAGCAACUGGAGUAUGUGAAUGUACUGCUGGAUAUGUUGGAACUAGAUGCGAUCAAGAAUGUGGUAAGGGCAGAUGGGGAAGAGACUGUCGCAACAGAUGCAGUUGUGGAAAUGGUUUAUGUGAUGCUACUACUGGUUCGUGUGUGUGUGAAGCUGGCUAUGCAGGAAGAAAUUGUCAAAAAACUUGCGGUCUCGGUUUCUGGGGACUUCAUUGUGCCAAUCGUUGCGAGUGUGAGAAUGGAGAAACAUGCGAUCCAGUGGACGGCGAAUGUGACUGCGCACCGGGAUGGAAAGGACGAAGAUGUGACCAAGGAUGUACUGGAGAAACAUACGGAGCUCAUUGCUCUCAAAAAUGUCUUUGUGAAAAUGGCGCGGAGUGUGAUCACAUAAGCGGAGCUUGCUCGUGUUCUGCUGGAUGGCGGGGAACCAACUGUGACAAACCAUGUCCUGGGGGAUACUAUGGACCUGAAUGCAAGCUCACUUGUGCUUGCGGUAAUGGGGCAAAUUGUCAUCAUAUAACGGGAGAAUGUACGUGUCCCGCCGGUUGGGUUGGCGAAAGGUGUGACGAGAAAUGCGCUCCAGACAGAUGGGGAGGUAACUGUACUAAUUACUGCGAUUGCGAAAACGGUGCUAAAUGCGAUCAUAUAACGGGAACUUGUAUAUGUGAGGUUGGAUUUGAUGGAGCCAGAUGCGAUCAAAAUUGUCGACAAGGAUUUUACGGCCGUGGCUGUGCUUUCAGAUGUUUCUGUCGUAAUUCAGCUUCGUGUGACCACAUCACUGGACGAUGUUCUUGUCCACCUGGAUGGAGUGGACUCGCAUGCGAACUGGAAUGCUCUGUCGGCAAGUAUGGUUUAGGUUGCGAGGCCUCGUGUUCAUGUCAAAAUGGUGGAACUUGCUCAAGCGAUUCAGGAGAAUGUAGAUGUAGACCAGGGUGGCGAGGAUAUGACUGUUCAGAAGCUUGUCCUGCUGGUACUUUCGGUGCAUCAUGUUCUCAACAAUGUAAUUGCGAAAACUCGAACGGUUGCGAUAGUGUCAAUGGACAUUGUUUCUGUGCUCCAGGAUGGAGAGGAGCUAAAUGUGAACGCCCUUGUCUACCUGGGUAUUUUGGAUCCGGAUGUACCGAAAGAUGUAUGUGCGAUUCUGGCAGCCCAUGUCAUCAUGUAACCGGCAGUUGUGAAUGUCCGCCAGGUUUUAUGGGCUCCGGAUGUCAUCGGAAAUGCCCAAAUGGAAAAUUCGGGGUAAAUUGUCAAAGUUCUUGCGCAUGUUCUUCAAAUGAAAGAUGCGAUCCGAUCAACGGAAAAUGCAGUUGUAUGGCUGGAUUUAUGGGGUCAGAUUGUAGACAAGAAUGUACCCCCGGACGAUUCGGAAUAAAUUGUGUCAGUAUUUGUCAAUGUAAGAAUGGCGGACUAUGUGAUCCAGUACUCGGAACCUGCACUUGUCCUGGUGGAUUCCUAGGAUCUUUCUGCACCGAAACUUGUCCUGUUGGAUAUUACGGCAUCAGUUGUAUGAAGAGAUGCGAUUGUGGACGAAAUGGUCGUUGCAAUCAUGAAAACGGACAAUGCCUGCAAGAUUCACAAUGCCCCGCAGGAAAAACAGGAAACGGAUGUUUGUCAAAUUGCUCACCAGGUACUUGGGGAACCGGCUGCAGUCAAAGUAAAACUUGUGCAAAUGGUGGAAUCAUUAAUCCCGAAGAUGGCGAAUGUACUUGUGGUUUUGGAUGGACGGGUGCAAACUGCGAUCAAGAAUGUUCUGCUGGUACAUGGGGGCCAAGUUGUUCACACCAGUGUCAAUGUAAUAGCAGAGGAUCAUGCGAUCGAUUCACCGGAUGUUGUACCUGUGACGCCGGAUUUUAUGGACAAAACUGUCAAUUCGAAUGCCCGGCCGGUUUUUACGGAAAUGGUUGUAAGAAAACAUGUGAAUGUUUGAAUUUCUUAUCUUGUGACGGCGACACUGGCCGAUGUCUUUGCAAGCCAGGUUGGACUGGACCAACAUGUGAAGAAGCAUGCCCAGCUGGAAGAUUUGGACCUAAUUGCGUGAACACGUGCGACUGUGGGGGUUCCGUAACUUGUGAUACGGAAACGGGUGAAUGUGCUUGUCCUCCCGGAUACACCGGACCAAGAUGUGAAAGAGUGUGCAACACUGGAACAUACGGACCAAAUUGUUCGUUUUCGUGCCAAUGUUCGAGAGGAGCUAUCUGUGACCCAGUUUCUGGUGGCUGUACAUGUAGAGAUGGUUGGUUCGGAGCUACUUGUAGCAAAGCUGGACUCCUAGAAUACGAACGCAGAACAACAACAACCCAAGCGCCAACCACCACAACCACAACAACAACGGAAGCCACUACUACAACCACAAGACGAAGCAUCGUUUUUCGUGAGCGCCCUGAAUUUAAAUUUAGGCCCCUUCCCGAAUCCUUAUUCAGUCGCCGAGCCCAGGCCCUUCGUUCCCGUAUAAGAGCCGCCAAUGCUAGAUUAUACUCACGUUAUACCAGAUCAUCAUCACACUAUCGUCAUGCGCGCAGAGAGUGAAUCUUCAAAGUUACAAAUACGAACACCAGCAUGAAAUACUGAAUUGGGAACACUACCUUCCAAUGAUCAACAACGUGGCAGAAACUAAAUUUAAAACUGACUAUAUUAUGCUCCAUCUAUCCCACAGACUUGAUCGUCAUCAAGUUACUUCAAAGGCGUUUUUCUUUUUUUUUUACUUUUGUUUUAAUAUUAUAGUUCCAGUUUUCCUCAGUUAAUCAUAGUUUGUUUUUUUUCAAAUUAACGUUUGUCUACGACCAGACCAGUGAGUGAUCUUCUGAACUUUUCAAUUUGUCAGUUCUUUUAUUUGACAAAAAAUAUAUCCUGAUGAAAUUUAAAAUAUGUGGAGUAAAAUUUAUCUUUGUAUAAAUAUGACAUGCUUUGUUAUCUAGAAACAAUAUCGCCUCUUUAAUGUCAAUUUUUUGCUCUACUCUAUUCUCUGCUAUUAAACAACAAUUACUUGUAAAAUUUGUAUGUUUCAGAGUGUUAUACUAUUAGUAGGGAUAUUUUUUAUCAAACGUUUGUAAAAAAUACACUUAUUUAAAACGAC